Molecule: messenger RNA, 1569 nt
Organism: Salarias fasciatus (jewelled blenny)
Lineage: Eukaryota; Metazoa; Chordata; Actinopteri; Blenniiformes; Blenniidae
Product: serine/threonine-protein kinase VRK1-like
Exons: 13
Coding region: 89-1408 (439 amino acids)
Biological process (GO): protein phosphorylation
Molecular function (GO): protein kinase activity; ATP binding
Source: RefSeq, a predicted model, not a curated record
CGUGACGCUACUUCCGGUCCGGUAGUUUUGCGGGAAGUUUGUUCGUCGCCGUUUAGCCAAAAAGUCGAGCACAAACUGCAAAGUGACGAUGCCCCCUAAAGCCAAGGCUGCGGGGAAAGGCAGAGCUCCAGCUAAGAGGAAGCUGGCGGAGAAGUUUCCAGCUGGAGAAGUCCUGACAGACACUGGGAAGAAAACAUGGAAGCUGGGGGAUCCCGUUGGACAGGGGGGCUUUGGCCUCAUAUAUCUGGCCCAGGAGAAUUCUUCGAAGUCUGUGGGUGCUGAUGCUCAAUAUGUCAUCAAAGUCGAGCCCAGUGAAAACGGACCGCUGUUCUCCGAGCUGAAGUUUUACAUGCGAGCUGCCAAGCCCGAUCUCAUUCAGAACUGGCAGAGGUCUCACAAACUGAAGAGUCUGGGUGUUCCCAGGUACUGGGGCUCCGGUCUGCACGAGAAAGACGGGAAGAAGUAUCGAUUCAUGGUUAUCGACAGACUUGGCACAGACCUGCAGAAGAAGUUUGAAGAAUGCGGUCGGCGAUUCCCCCGAAAACUGGUCCUGCAGCUCGGCCUCCGAGUGCUGGAUAUCCUGGAGUACAUCCACGACCAUGAGUACGUGCACGCUGACAUCAAGGCGUCCAACCUCAUGCUGAGCCACAACGAUCCCAACAAGGUUUAUUUAGUCGAUUAUGGGCUGGCAUAUAGGUACGCUCCCGACGGCGUCCCCAAAGAGUACAAGGAAGAUCCCAAGAGAUGUCAUGAUGGGACCAUUGAGUUCACCAGCAUCGACGCCCACAAAGGAGCCUCUGCAUGCAGGAGGAGCGACUUGGAGAUCCUGAGCUACUGCAUGGUUCAGUGGCUGUGCGGCCAGCUGCCCUGGGAGGACAAGCUGCAGGACGCCCUGUACGUCAGAGACUGCAAAAUCAGAAGUCAAGAAAACAUCUCUGAGUUUAUGGACGAGUGUUUCACCUCUCAAGAAAAGCCAGAUGAGCUCCAGAGGUUCAUGGAGGAGGUCAGAGCUCUGGGAUAUCAAGAGAAACCGUCGUACGAGAAGCUGCGCUCCAUCCUGCGCGCCGGUCUGAAAGCCAUCAAGGCCGAAGACGACUUCAAGCUGGAUUUCUCGCCUGCCAACGGAGCCGUUUCACCGGCUAAGAAGAAGAUCAAGAGAAAGAACCCGUCGGAUGACACCGAACCGGAUGAGAUCGAUGGAACUGUUGUGAAGAAGAAGAGAGUUGCAAAGAAACCAGAGGUGAACGGAAUGAAGAAAAGUCCAAAAAAGAAGACUCCCACUCGACCCAAGAAGGCGUCCGUCGCUAGAAAACGGGCCGCCCCCAAAUCCAGACCGGAGCCGGACUCCCAGAUGUCACCAGUGGGCCCCCAGAAAACCAGAAGCAGAUCGAAGAACGCCGCCUCUUAAACUGUCUGCUCCUCCAGCACUCCUGUCUUGUCGCUCUUCUGUUGAUUGAAGAAAAUCACUGAAGUAUUCUGCUGCGAUCUCUCACACUGUUACUGUUUUGUUUUUAUUGUUACUGUUUAAUAUGGUUUGAGCAAAAUCUGUUAAUAAAGAUUUAAUCCGAU